AUGGCGGAAGCGGUGCGGGACUCGCUGGCGGGUGAAAACUCUCCAAAGGCGAAGCAGAUGACCGACAAGGACAAGGCAGCACUGCUGCAGCUGCAGAAGAUGCAAGAAAUGUUCAAAAAGAAGCAGAAGGAGAAGGAGGAGGCGGCCGCGAAAGCCCAGGCCCAGGCCCAACCCGCAGAGGAAAAGAAGGAAGCUCCCGCUCCCAGAUCGGAACCCCGCUCGGCGCCCAAGGCGCGGGAGGACGCGCCGACGCCGCCGCGGGAAGCCCCGCCGCGGGAGGUGCGGGUUGGGGGCGUGCGCUUCCAAGUGGGCAAGCAGUCAAAGACUCCGCAGCAGAUACAGGAGGAGCGGCAACAGGCGGCCAUCCUGGCAGCGCAGCAGGAGGCGGCGCGGCGCCUUGCGGAGAAGAAGAAGGCGGCGGAGGAGCAGGCGCAGCGAGAGGCUGCGCGCAAGGCGGCAGAGGACCUGGCUGCCAGGCGCAAAGCGGAGGAGGAGGCCGCAGCCCGCGAGGCGCUGAGGCGCAAGGAAGAGGAGCUGCAGGCCAAGCAGCGGGCGGCUGAGGAGGCCGCGCGGCAAGAGGCGGCCCGAAAACAAGCGGAAAGGCGGAAGGAGGAGGAAGAGGAAGCGCGGCGGGAGGCUGCGCGCCGGGAGGAGGAGGAGUUGGCGGCGAAGCAGAAGGCGGCGGAGCAGGCGGCGCGGCGCGAAGCGGCGCGCCUGCAGGCGGAGAAGGAGCAGCAAGCUGCCCAGAAAAAGGCGCAGGAGGACGCUGUGCGACAGGACGCCAUCAGACGGGAAGCUGCCAAAGCGGCCGAGCAGCAAAUCUUCUCGCAGCAGAAGCAGAAGGCGGAGGACGAGGCGGCGGUGAGGGAGCAGGAGAGUCCAUCCGUCGCCAGGCGGCCAAGCAGGCGGAGCAGCAGCUGCUGGACCAGUCCAGGCAGAAAGCGGCCGACGCCGACCGGAAGGAGGAGGAAAUCAGACGACGGGCUGCUGAGGAGGCAAACCACCAAAUCGCGACACAGCAGCAAUCGGCGAAAAGGAAGGCCGAGGAAGCCGCGCUGCAGGAGCAGGAGGAGGUCAAACGGCAGGCGGCCAAGAAGGCUGAGGCGGAGAUUUUCGCCAAGCCGGCGCAAGACGCCAAGGCGCAUGUCACACCGCCGCCGCCGCCUGCGGCAGUGCAGCCGGCGCAAGAUGCGCUGGAGCAACAGCAGCUCCAGCAGCAGCAGCUGCUGCAACAGCAGCAGUACCAGCAACAACUGCAACAACAGCAGUACAUGCAACAACAGCAGAUGUUGCAGCAACAGCAGUACCAGCAACAGCUGCAGCAGCAGCAAUAUCAGCAGAUGCAAAUGCAGGGCCAGCAGGUCUACCAAGAUCCCUAUCAGCAGCAGGCCAUGA
Molecule: messenger RNA, 1395 nt
Organism: Effrenium voratum
Lineage: Eukaryota; Dinophyceae; Suessiales; Symbiodiniaceae
Source: the annotation of a GenBank genome assembly